Homalodisca vitripennis (glassy-winged sharpshooter) is the source of this 4843-nucleotide messenger RNA. RefSeq names its product armadillo repeat-containing protein 5 (gene Rnb). Gene Ontology annotation, biological process: anatomical structure morphogenesis. Gene Ontology annotation, cellular component: cytosol. The record is from RefSeq and is a predicted model, not a curated record. Gene Ontology annotation, molecular function: protein binding. NCBI's taxonomy places the organism in Eukaryota, Metazoa, Arthropoda, Insecta, Hemiptera, Cicadellidae.
CAAGAAACCGGAUAUUGGAUAUAUUUCGUUUCGUCUGCUGCUAAUUUUAAGUACAAAUUUCUACUUAUUAAUAAAUUUCUACAGAUACGGCAAAUUAAUGGUUUGAAAACUUUCAAUAAUUAUAAAUUUAGUUGCUAUAAACUCAUAAUUACACGUCGUUCCCUAAAUUUUGUUUCUUGUAAAUCAUAACCUCAAAACGCUUUGUUCACAAAAGUUCGUAUAUAGUGACAUUUAAAUAUUUUUCUAACUUAAUUUGUUAACGGCUAUUAUUUUAAAUAAUACAAAUGUGUUUGUGUUUAGGGGGGGUUAUAGCUUUCUUUGUGAAGAUAAUGUAGGCAUUUGUUCAUCAAGUGCAAGAAAAUAUUGGUUUCAAGGAUAAGUAGGUUAGGCUAUUCUUUUUCAGCAGUGAAAAGUGACAUAGGUUAAUUGAAAUGUCAAAAACUGGACACUCAGUGGGUAUAAUAAAACUUAUUAAUCAAUUAGAAAAAUGUUCAUCAUCUCAGUCGAUUUACAAGUUAUUAGUCCAAAUUAGAACAGAUGUAAUCAAAGAAGAUGAAGGCAUCAAGCUUUUACGAGACAAAGGAGGCUUGAAACGUAUUGUUAAAAUUCUAACCAAGCCAAAUGAAAAAAUACUUAAUGUAUCUUUAAGUAUUUUAGCAAACUGUUGCUUGCAAGAAGAAUGUCGAGAACAGGUUGUUGCUUAUGGAGGGAUUCCAAUAAUUAUUGGAAUUCUAAAAAACCUGAACCAGGAAAGUAUCCAAAGUCGUGCAUGCAGGCUGAUUGGAAACUUAACGCAGAACUAUAAAAUAGCUGAAAAGUUCCAUGAACAUCACAUUGUUCCAGUGUUGGUGUCCGUAUUGAACAGUAGUUCUACCCCUAGCACCCAGCAGAUGGCAAUUCGAACUCUCAGGUUGCUCUGGGAGGUGCCAAAGUAUCGGUUGGAUAUGCUGAAAGCAGAGGUAGUCAAAGCUGUCGCUGUCCACUUGUCUACAAAUGAUUGUGAUGUAAAAAGCGCAGUUAUAAAAGCUUUGGCCACCUUCACAAAAUCAUUGAAAUCAAGUGGAAUAGCUGUUCAGGCUCAAGGAGGCCGAGCAGAUCUCUCGCUGCUGGUACAAGAGGUGGGUGACCCCACUGCUAACCUCUGUCUAUACAAUCUCAGCUGCUUGGAAAUCUCUCGUCUGCAGUUGGUCAAGGAUGGGCUGGUGGAGCUUGUGGUGGCCAAACUCAACAAUGGAGUUGAUCACUGGCUUGCGAUGAUAUUCUUCCUCCUGUGUCAAGAUUCCAUUGGUAGAGCCCAUAUCCGCAACUGCGAAAGAGGCUUAGAACUUCUAGUUCAACUUUUACAGAUUACCAAGAGCAAGGUCAUCAGGUCUAAGGCGUUUCAGGCCCUGACCUACUUCCUGUAUGACAAGUCCAGUUUAGAGAUUCUUCUGGUAAACGGGCUAGUACCAGCUCUAAUCAAGAGUUUGGCAGAGUACGUAAUAAGGCAUGGUCGAGCCCACGAUAAGUGUUUGGCACUACCUGAGCCUCAGGCGGGCAGCGUAUCCCCCUGCUACUCCGGGCUAAGUCCUCCUGGACGGGGGGCGGGGCAGUGGUCCCCCCUCUCCGACUGUUCACCCCCUGCCUCCCCCGCCAGUGUCUACUCGCCCCUGUGUCUCAGUGAAGACGAGCUCGAGUGUACACCCACUCAGCCAGACGACGAUGUCAGUAUGACUCAGGAGGAGAUGAAGAUGGAGGAAGAGGUGAGUGAUGUGAAGGAGGAAGAGAUGAUCCUCAUAUUCCUGCACCAUAUUACCUACUAUGUUCACAUCCCGAUCACUGACCUGGUGGCCAAACUGACGAUCUCUACACUGAUCGACUACAUCAGCCUUGUCAGAGAAGCUAACCCGAAAGCCGGCCUUCUGCUGUGUGCCAUAGCAGGGAACAAGAACUACUACCGUCAGCUGUUGGAUGACCAGUUUGUGCUGACAGUGCACUGUCGCUUGUGCCGGCCGAACCACGAGUGUUGUGCGGAGUGCGAACGUUUGCUGGACGAGGGAACACGAGUCCUAUGCCGUGUGGCGGAGAUAUCACAAACCGGGCUCGGAGAGGGCGAGAUGACGUACAGGUUGCUUAAGGCUGAGGAUCCUGUCAAACUAUCAGUAUCACUGACAAUACCUCACGUCAUCAGUCAACGGGAACUGUUGUUAAGGUUGCUUUUCAAACAGAAAGCGAUCAACUAUUUAAUGGAUGCGUUGGAAACAACAAUAAUGACGCCAGUGGCGAGUCUACACGCACUCUUCAAGACAUUGGAAGUGGCUAACCCACAAAAAACCAUGGAGAUCUGCUCCCACUGCAAUGUUGGGAGUUUGCGGAAAGAGGGAACAAUCACAUUUGUGCUUGAUGACGGCUCAACAGUAUCUGCAAACAAAUCAACCCUCUGCAACAACUCACCAAUGUUCGAGGCGAUGUUUCGUGGUGGUUUUAAAGAAUCAGAACAAACUGAGGUGAGGUUGACUGAUAUCUCUGCAGAUUGCGUCACUUACUUUUCUCGAAUCAUUGAUACCUACUGUGAGUGUAUCUUGCCGAAGGACAUAAGGACGUUACUGGAACUUAUCGUGGCGUGUGAUCGUUUCCUAGUGCCAGAACUGACCUCCAAGAUCCUCUCUGUCGUGAUGAACCACAGCCUGAACUAUAAAACGUGUUGUGUCGUGUACGACUGGGCGCUGGAUGUCGGAUACAAAUACCCAAUCAUCGGAAGUAUCACUACGGACGUUGUAAAGUUUGUGCUUGUAUCACAAAUGACCCCUAAACAAAGGGUGGAAGCCGUCACACUUAUGAUGAGUGGUGGGCAUAAGAAGGAACUUUUAGAAGAUAUACUGGACAUAAUUAAAAGUGAGUUGUUGUUUUGGAAUUAGUAUUCCAGGUAGGUUGGUCAGCAGUUGUAUUCUGAUAAAAUGGUUACACUCUAAAUAAUUCUAUUCAAUCUGAAAUGUUAUUUAAUUUUUAGGUUAUGAUCUUAGUCUAGAUUUUACCAUUUUUAUCAAAUUGGAUAAAAUGCAGUUGGAUUAAAACCGUGUUUAUUUGUUAUGCAGUGCAAUUUUAAAAUUUAUAUAAUUUGUUUUAGUGCGAGCUCACAAAUCAGAAGCUAUACGUUGGACUUAUAGGUUAAAAUUCUUGCUAGUUAGUUUUUGGUGGAAACCGAAAGAAAAAAAUGGCUAUUUAGUUAACCAGCUAGCUUAUGAAUUUGCAUUAGUGAAUAUACUAACUUCAAAAUAAGCAGUUUUAUAACUUCGAAUUUGAGAAUCAGUUUUCCUUUAUCAUCUUGACAUAAAGAUGUCAGGGUGGUGACGUGAUGCGUUUUUGGCAUAAGAAAUUGGACUUCAGCCUACUAAUAAAACCAAGACUCGAACUACCAUGAUUACAUCUAAAAGAUUCUGUUCUAAACGGUUAUUGGAACAUUAAUUACACCUGUCAUAAACAGUAGAUCUUAAAUAGUAACAUCACUGUACCUUAUUCAUAUAUUAAUACUCUUAUUUAUUUAAUAUUCAUCACGUAAUACUUGGAUGAUUAUAUAAUUACACUCCAUCCCCAUUGGUAGAAGAAUUAUAAAAAGCAAUAAGAGAAUUAUAAAAAAUAUGUUGGCUUUUAAUUACACACUUAUUAAUUUGGUGCCCUCUUAAGCAUUGGGCAUUACGUAGAUACAAUUGGUUUUAGGUCAUCUCCGACUUGUCCAGUUCCUUCUAUGUUGUAUAAACUUGCUGUAGUGGUCAUACUGAGCCACAGUUCAUCUACCACUUGCACGUGGAACACUCCUCCUCCAUUCCACAGCCAUGAUUUCCUUCGCAGAAUAAUCCUCACAAAUACUUCAAUGAAGGGAGUUUUUGUACCCCUCUGUCUCAAUAACAGUAUCCGGUCUUAAAAGAACAUAAAUCUAUAUGUUUAGAAUUUAAACAUAACAUUCCAUUACAAUGUGCAUUUUUCUGCAACCAAAUUAAUUUAUAUAAUUCUCAAUAUCGUUACAAAUACUGUUCGCAAACUUAGAGCUGUUCUUUACUAAUUGGUAGUUUUGUUAGAGAAUAGUAAAAUUGAUACAGUCUCUUUGAAAAAACCCUAUUCAAACAAAUACAUUUAAUAUUGUGAACAAGUAUAAUUUGCUAAGGUCAUGUUGAGAACAUUAAAAAACCUCAACAUUUUUGCAUCACGCAGACUUAACAUUCAGUACCAAAAAUGUACAACAGAACCAUUGUAUGAAUAUGACCACUAUGUGGAUGAUCAAAACGACUGUUUUUUCUUAAUUAUUUCCAAACAGUUGCUGAUAACAAAUUCAACUUCAGGAAUAUUGUUUUCCUAGUUAAAUAAAAAUCUACAUCUUUCUACAUCUAGUAAAGUAUUGAAGGUCCAUUAAUAUAUAAUAUAAUGUUUCAAAGAGCAAAACUAAGGGCAUGGAAAACAUUUUAUUUCCUUAAAAUUAGUUUUUGUGAUCAUGAAAAUCAAAGGUGGAACUAAGGUCAUGUAAUACCUAUCUAAGUAAAACAUGGAAGAAAAUGCUUCCCCAAGAUGAGUACAAUUAAUGUACAAAAUGCUCAGGUCUGCAAAUAUUUUAAAUUAAACUUUUAAAGAGCUUCCAGAAGAUUUUUUGUCAAUUUUUAAUGCAUUGCAAACAGAAUGUAAUGUUACAUGUUUUAACAUCUUGUUAAAAUUGUUAAUGGUGGUUUGCUAUGUAUUCUUUAUUUUUAAAAAUGCUUUAAACAUCUUCUGUUUAUGAUGCAAUUUAAGUUCUUUUCUUUCCUUCAAACAAUGUAAAAAUUAUUUUUAUUACACCAAAUAAUAGUUUUUAUUAAACUUCUUGUAUAAUAUUUAA